CUGGAUGGUGAAGAUCCACCACACACAGAUGAAUCCUACAGCCAGACUGCAAGCCAAAGAAAAAGGACUGGACUGGUUGAUCAGUGGUUGUUUCUGAUGUCCAGACGCAGCCGUCUAACAAGACGUUUUAGAGAAGAUGUAUGGAGAUACUGAUGCUGCCAAUAGUACCAAAAGCUAGCUCUAUGCCCAUGAUGUUACUGUGUUUUGAUUGCCCAACAAACUGGCCUGACCUGAACAUAGAUUGGAGGAAGACGAGAGACUCCAGACUCAAAGGGCUUCCUCCGCUCACAUGAGCAGCCGUGGUGAUGUGUGAGGAUCACGUAUCACCCAGAGCACCGUCUGCAAAGGAAAACAGCUGUCUCUCAUUGCAGUUAACUGCAACUCGGCAAAAAGCCUCUGCAAGCGGCACGUUUCACAGAGCAGAGAGGUGCCAGCCGCCAUGCCAGGUGCUUUCACAUGGACCACAAGAGCUUCAUCUGGACGGCGGCUGGUUGGUAAUCCGAAACACGGCUCCUUUCAUCUUCUGGGUCUUUCAUGGAAACAGAAGGUGGAGCAAAUUUUCAGUCACGUUUCGGUCAAUUGCGUCUGACCGAAGGGCAUAUUUGUCUCCAUGUGACUGGGAGAAAGCUAUCUGUCUGAGGCGCCCACUGGAUUCCAUUACCCUUCAUUCAGCAGAGCAGCUGGGGGCAAGCGAGCCAGAUCCAGUUACAGCAAGAAAAUCUUGGUAACGACGGAGCGUGGUGAGAGGCAUCUAUCUGUAUAGUGGAUAAGCAACAGUCACCAUGGUUGCUACGAGUAAAUUAAAGACUAAAAACACGGAGGGUAUUUCGGAGCUGGUUGAAAGGCGGUACGACCAGGUGUGCAUCGAGAAAGAGUUGGAUUUCUGGGAUCACUGCAUGGCCGAGCCCCAUGCGGCCGCAGACGUGACUGAGGACAGAAGCUGCCACCAGUUGGCCAAGAUGUUUGAAAACUGCCUGUCCCGGGCCAAGAAAACGACGUUGCACUGCUCCUCUGUUCUGGUACCAGAGAAGCUGACCCGGAGGAUAGCCCUCGAGGUUCUCCAGCUGGCGUCCUGCGAGCCCUGCGGCCUGCGCGGCUGCGUCCUGUACGUCCACCUGGAGCUGGAGAAGGGCUGGAAGCAGCUGGAGCGCAUCGCAUGCGACGCCUCAGUCGUUCCCACGUUUGAGCUGACUCUUGUGUUCAAGCAGGACGGUUCGGCGUGGCCCAGCCUGCGGGACUUCCUCUUGAUGGGCUCGUGCUUCGGCCCGACCUUCAGGCACGUCAUCAAACUGAGUCCAGGUUUCCGCCUGGUCAAGAAAAAACUGUACUCCUCCUCGGCUGGUACUGUGAUAGAGAAGUGUUGAACUAUGUUGGAAGCGAGAAAGUGUCUCCCUGCGGUGAAAUGCACUUAAAAACUACAAGCGAGACCAAAGGGGUGUCGCGUUUUCAGCUCUUUUGUACAAGUUUGUCACUGUAAGUUUAGGAUUUUAAAUGCUAAACAAACCAGAUUUCUCUGACUUCUGCUUCAUAGUCCUUAAAAAUUCCCUCUUUUUUUCCUUAGAGCAGUUCCUCACUCAAGCACAAUUUUACAAAUUACCUUUUCAAAAUGAAUGUAAAAGUGUUCAUGUCGACAUGUUUGCGGGAGACAUACUUCUGUUAAAGGCACUAGCCACUUUGUAGAUGCAUCUGUGUUUCCAGAUGCGUUGAAUGUUGAGCUGCAGUGACGCAAUGGGAGAUUUUCUUCCAAGAAAUGAAAGCAUAGUUUUGCAGUUUGAGAGCAAGGCGAUUGUUUUCGUGCUCUCACUCAAAACUCUGCUAAAAAAAAAAAACAACUAAACCUGUGAGUAUACACACCCUCUGCUCUCACUCAAUAUGUCAGUUGUUUAGAUUUGAUGCCUCUUGAAUCCGCCAGUAUUUGCUCUCUGGUGCUUUUCCUCUAAGAGAUUUACAUCUUUUGGAAUAAUUAGCGUUCCAACCAAAAUAAUAUUGUGGCUUAAGACAUAAAAAGCCUUCUUUAGGAUGUGUGUAACAUAGUUGAGUCCAAAUUUUACCCAUAAGCAGAGUAUGUUUUGGGGUUUUUUUGUGCAAGAGGCAAUACAUUUCUUUGCAGGAAAAAAACAGUUUCAAGGACAAGCAGAGGGGCAUUUUUCCUCCAGAGUCAGCAAAGUUGUGGGUGAGAGCAAUAGAAUAAUUUCAUGAAUCUGAGGGGAAACUGGAUUGAAAAUGUGAGCUCCUAGACUUUUGAAUGGAAGAAUUCCCUAUGAAGGAGUUCAGGCUUGACUUUGCAGACCAUUGCAAGUCAAUGCAGACUUGCAAUGGUCCAGAUGCAUCUAGUUGUGAUGACGUGUUCAGGGCUGCAGACAUGAAGAGCUGUGAAGACGCCGUCAUGACGGGGGCUCGUCACACCUGGGAACGUGGAGGCCUUAACUCGUACAACUGUCCGAUCUGCCCUCGGAUCACAGCGAUGGGCUUUUCUGUGUGAAUGUUUUAAUGCAUUUUUAUUUUUAUACUGACAGAUGCACCUUUACAAAGCAAGAGCCUUUAUAUACAAUUAAAAGUUUGGUUCACUCGGUGUUGGAGGCUCGGCUAUUUUUGAUUGUGUACUUCGGUUUGUGACAUUCUUUUUCUUUUAAUUCUUAUUUAUUGUACAAGGCAAGUACUUGUUCAUUAGCCAAUAAAAUAUUUUAUAAUUUUUA
This is a messenger RNA of Poecilia reticulata (guppy), 2696 nucleotides long. Its product is annotated as DNA damage-inducible transcript 4-like protein. The record is from RefSeq and is a predicted model, not a curated record. Gene Ontology annotation, biological process: negative regulation of signal transduction. NCBI's taxonomy places the organism in Eukaryota, Metazoa, Chordata, Actinopteri, Cyprinodontiformes, Poeciliidae. Gene Ontology annotation, cellular component: cytoplasm.